GGAGAAAUCAGUUCAGUUCUGGCUGCAAAGUGAUCCUAGAAGGACUCUCCUACCUCGCUUUUCCUGUUUGCAGGAAGUGAAAGUUACGUUGAUCGUAACUGAAACACAAUUGUCGAAAGAGAAACCGGUGAAAGUUCGCGGAAGAACCUUUUCGAGAAGAUGGCUACCAAAGUUUACAGCAACUUCGGCGCCUCGAACGGUGCAGUGAUGAACAGUGGUAGAUACCAGCCUGAGGGUGGCAAAACGACGCACACCACAGCAGCAGGCGGCGGUCACGGCAAUCGCAGUAAUACUCGCAGCGGACCAGUCUGUAGUGAGCUGUCAAACGGCAAGGAAGCGCUUGUGAACGGUGCCAGCAGCAACAACAAAUCGGCAGCAACAGCAGGUGCAACCAUCUGCAGUAAAUUCGGUAUCAACAGCCAGGAAUCUUCGGUCGAUAUGAGUCGCGAUCGUCUCGGGCAGUGGCCGACGGAAUCGGACGGCGAAGUUGCCGGCGGUGUUACCGGGUUCACCCGGAUGAGGAACGGGCGCUACAAUAAGGGUCUUGCAUUCACCAUCGAAGAGCGUCAAGCCCUCGGUAUCCAUGGUCUGCUGCCGGCUGCCGUUCGCUCCGAGAAGGAGCAGGUCAAGCACUGUUUGACCCUGCUGAACCGGUACGAGAAUGAUCUGGACAAGUACAUCUAUCUGAUCGGCCUGAUGGACCGGAACGAGCGCCUGUUCUACCGGGUGCUGGCUUCGGACAUUGGCAACAUGAUGCCGCUUGUCUACACCCCGACCGUGGGAUUGGCCUGUCAGAAGUUCAGUUUGAUCUUCCAACAGCCCAAGGGAAUGUUCAUCACCAUCAACGACAAGGGACAUGUGUAUGAUGUGCUGAAGAACUGGCCGGAAAAAGAUGUUCGCGCCAUCUGCGUUACCGACGGAGAACGUAUCCUGGGUCUGGGCGAUCUGGGAGCCAACGGCAUGGGCAUUCCAGUGGGCAAGCUGGCUCUGUACACCGCCCUUGCCGGCAUCAAACCGCACCAAUGUCUGCCAAUCACUUUGGACGUGGGAACCAACACCCAAAGCAUUUUGGACGACCCUCUGUACAUGGGACUGAAGCACAAGCGUGUUACAGGAGAUGCCUACGAUGAGUUCAUCGACGAGUUCAUGGAGGCUGCGGUUCGACGUUUCGGCCGUAACUGCCUGAUCCAGUUUGAAGAUUUUGGAAACUCCAACGCAUUCCGUUUCCUGGACAAAUACCGUGAUAACUAUUGUACCUUCAACGAUGACAUUCAAGGCACUGCUUCGGUGGCCGUCGCCGGUCUUCUAGCAUCUCUCCGCGUGACCAAAACCAAGCUCAGUGAAAACACUGUCUUGUUCCAGGGAGCUGGUGAAGCAGCCCUUGGCAUUGCCGAACUUUGUGUAAUGGCCAUGCGUAAGGAAGGUCUCAGCGAAGAUGAAGCUCGCAAGAAGAUUUGGCUUGUUGAUAGCAAGGGUUUGAUCGUCAAGGAUCGCCCGAAGGGUGGAAUCAGUGGUCACAAGCACCACUUUGCCCACGAGCACGUCCCUGUUGACACUCUGGCCGAGGCCGUCAAGGAAUUGAAACCAACGGUCUUGGUCGGCGCUGCCGCCAUCGCUGGAGCCUUCACCCCGGCCAUCCUGCGUACCAUGGCAGAAUGUAACGAGCGUCCAAUCAUCUUUGCCCUGUCCAACCCGACCAGCAAGGCCGAAUGUACCGCCGAACAGGCCUACGAAAAUACCGAUGGCCGUUGCGUCUUUGCUUCCGGCUCUCCUUUCGCACCUGUUACCUACAAGGGCACAACAUAUCACCCGGGUCAGGGUAACAAUUCGUACAUCUUCCCCGGUGUAGCCCUCGGGGUCAUCUGUGCCGGAGUUUCUACCAUUCCGGAGGACAUCUUCCUGAUCUCAGCCGCACGUUUGGCCGAAAUUGUAACGGAGAAGGACCUGGAGAUUGGUAGUCUGUACCCACCGCUGGAAACCAUCCAGUCCUGUUCGAUCAAGAUCGCGGUCCGCAUUAUGGAGUAUGCCUAUGAAAACGGACUUGCCUGUACGCAACCGGAACCGGCCGACAAGGAAGCCUUCAUCCGCUCCCAGAUGUACACUCUGGACUACAAGAGUUCCUUGCCAGCCAUUUACCCGUGGCCAAAGCUGUAAAUCUGUCCGCUGGUCGGCCGUUCGCUCACCACAUCACAUACACUAUUGUAUAUUUAACCCCCUUUCUACGUGUAUAUUCGAUUCAACGUGUCUUUCAUCAAAGGAUGUAUUUUUGUGUAUAGAAAAAAGAAGGAUUUUACGCGGGUUUCAGUUGUAAAAUUAUCGGUAAAUUAAGCAACCGGUGUUCGAAGUAUUUCAAAAGCUUUCGAAAAAAACGAACACGUUCUGUGUUAGAUAUUGGUCAGCUCAUCCAAUGACCAAUUUGUGUUUUUCCUAGUUUUAAGUUAUUAUCAUUUUAUUAUUUCAUUUAGUCCAAAGUUGCGUUUACAGGCACCAAAUUUUUCAGUGUUCACACGACAUGCUUGAAAUGGAACCAUUUGUUUUGCAUCGCCCGUUUUACUACAUUCACAACAAGCAAACUCUAGAGGAAGCAUGUAAUUUAUUCAAACCACUAACGUGUAAGAAAAACAAACGCUAAAAGAUUACCGUUGAUGAUUACUGAUCAGAAGUGCAACAAGUGUUAUCAACGGCUAGCUGAUUAUGGUACUACAAAUUAUUAAACAAAAUAUAUUUAAAUUUUAAGUGGCUAUAGAGUUGGUAAA
This is a messenger RNA of Uranotaenia lowii, 2756 nucleotides long. It is a transcript of the gene Men, whose product is annotated as NADP-dependent malic enzyme. Gene Ontology annotation, biological process: pyruvate metabolic process; malate metabolic process. Bases 160 to 2154 code for a protein of 664 amino acids. The record is from RefSeq and is a predicted model, not a curated record. Gene Ontology annotation, cellular component: mitochondrion. NCBI's taxonomy places the organism in Eukaryota, Metazoa, Arthropoda, Insecta, Diptera, Culicidae. Gene Ontology annotation, molecular function: malate dehydrogenase (decarboxylating) (NADP+) activity; NAD binding; malate dehydrogenase (decarboxylating) (NAD+) activity. The transcript is spliced from 4 exons.